This is a messenger RNA of Sclerotinia borealis F-4128, 1602 nucleotides long. The record is from the annotation of a GenBank genome assembly. NCBI's taxonomy places the organism in Eukaryota, Fungi, Ascomycota, Leotiomycetes, Helotiales, Sclerotiniaceae.
AUGGGCAUGAUGAUGGGUACCGGUACCUCAAUGUCACCUAAUAGGUUAAUCAACCCUCGAAGUUCUUUCACCCGCAUCGCGGUAUUCACACUCAUUUGCGUCACAAUCAUCUUCUUCACCGGAAGACCUACACAAGAAAGACUUCAUCAAAUCCAAUCGAAGCUUUCUCCAAGUCCACAAGAAAUCCUUAUCACACAAAACGGCUCUCCCGAAUGUACCGUCAAUUCAACACAUCUACAUGAAUUGAAAGAGAAAUAUGGUCUGGAUGAUAAAAUCGAAUAUGCUUCCCGACAAGUCAGAUAUCAACGACAAGAUAUUGAACGAAAAUCCAUUACUAGACUUGACGAACACUUAUUCCCCCGAAGCUUUGAUAUAAUCAACAUCGAAAAGGAUCUAGCACCUACUACGAAAUGUCUGAAACCACUCGAUGUACCAGUUCCAAAUUCUGCCAUUCCUGCAGAUGUAAAUGCUACUGAAUUCCUCUUUGGUAUCUCAACCACCUUUAAGAGAAUCACAGAUCCCAAGAUCAAUCCUAUGCUAGACUGGUCGCAUUGGUUGACAGAUGGUCAUGGAAACUCUAAUGGAGGAGGGUUGAUUCUGCGAUUGGUCGAUGCUUCCGACAAGGAAAUCAAUGAAAUCAAGAAGUUGUUGAAAAAAUAUGGAAUUGAUGCGAAAGUCUACACUGCAGACAGCAAAAUCGAAAUGGCCGAACGUUACUUCUCCCUCCUACCAGCUUUAUACAACGACAACUCCCGAAAAUAUCGAAAAUGGUUGGUAAUGUGCGAUGACGACACAUUUUUCCCAAACAUGGAUGCUCUCGUCAAGAAAAUGGCAACAUACGAUGCGAGUGAAGAUUUAUAUAUUGGAAAUCUUUCCGAAGAUGUCGGUAGUCUUGCACGCCAUGGAAGCCAAGCUUAUGGCGGGGCGGGCGUUUUCUUCUCUAUCCCAUUGGCCGCAACAAUUACAGACCUUUUCCAUCAAUGCAGCACCAAACAAAAAGUCGAAGAAGCCAACUCCGGUUGGGGAUCUCAAGGAGAUAUCCUUCUCCGAAAGUGUGUAUAUGAAAACACUGAAGUCCGAUUGACUGUCCUUCACGAUAUUUGGCAAUUGGAUAUUGUUGGUGACCCAUCUGGCUUCUAUGAAUCUGGUAUCCGACCGCUUUCUCUUCAUCAUUUCAAGGGAGGAAUGUGGCACGAAGCACAAGUGUAUGAAUCCACCAAGAUCCAACAAGUUUGUGGCGAAGAUUGUUUUCUCCAAAGAUUCCGAACGAAAGACGACUUUAUUUUGACGAACGGUUGGUCUAUUGCGCAUUAUCCAAAGGGUAUUGAUUUCAACUUGCACCAAAUGGAGAGAACUUUCAAUGCGUUGGGUGAUGAUGGAACAGGGUGGAAUCUUGAUUUCAUGUUCGGACCUCAACGAAUGCCUCUUCGUGAGACGGGACGAAAGGUUUCAUGGGAUCUAGCAGAAUCGGAAUUGAAGGCGGAUGGAACCGUGAGACAAACAUAUAUCCGAAAGAAGGAUGAUUGGAGGUGGAAAGAUCAUAAGGACGGAAAGGGAAUGUAUGAUGUUGAUGGUGUGUUGGAAUUGGUAUGGACUUUGUGA